AUGUAAACGCACAGUGUACCAGUCCGCAGCCAAGUCAGUGCCCGGCCAGGCCGGUAGCUGGGUGCUGCCGCCCUGUGGCUGUGCUGCGGCGCUAUUGGCCAGAGGCCGAGCCCCCCCCCACCCCACCCCCACCCCCAGCACAAUAGUACAGGAAGCAGCGGGCUGGAAGCAGGAAGGCGGCCCCAAGCCAGUGUUAUGUAAGAGGGGGAAGGGAGCAGAGUUGGAAGUGAGGGGCCUGAAUGUCGCCGUCUGAGGGAGCUGCGUCUGCCUGGGAGCCCGAUGGGGAGCAGCGGCCGGUCGCUUUGGAGUCUGAGGGGCUGCGCUUGCUGCCGGCACCGGCACCGGCACCGGUGCUCCCUCUCUGGGCUACACAUUCACAGUCACUCCUAAUGGACAACCGUGGUGUGAAAUUCAAGGCCAGGUCAAUGGGAACACGUUUCUUCAUUAUACCUGUGGUGGCCACAAGGUCAGACUCAUCAGUGUUCUGGAGAUGAAUGCCACACAGCCCUGGAGUGAACAGAGAGACGCUCUGCAGUACGUGGUGGAGGAGCUCAAGAAGACCCUGCUGGACAUUAGAGCAGAGAUUCCUGCAACCAGCGGUGCUCUCUCCCUGCAGGGCAGCAUGAUGUGUGAGCAGGAAUCCAAAGGACUCACCGCUGCAUCCUGCGAGUUUGGACUGGAUGGACAGAUAUCUCUCCGCUUUGACACAAAGAACAGACACUGGACAGUGCUGCACGGUGAAGGCAUUCUGUUAAAGCAAACAUUGGCGAGUGACAGAGCUAUGUCCGAUCUCCUUGUUAGGACCUCAGCUGGAGACUGUAGGAAGUGGCUUCAACAAGUUCUGUGUCCCCUGAGCACACAAGCUGCACCAACCACUGCCACAGCCACAGUCCCGCCCAAGGCCACAACCAACACACCCAUCACUUCAAUCCUCCCUGUGACCCUCACCUGUGCAAUCAUAGUUGGCAUCUUAGGCUGGGCCUUUAAGUAACAGGUACUGGGGCAUAAUUACAGGUACCAUGACAGGUACUGAUCGAUGGCACACGCACUUCCUGAGCAGCACUUCAAAUGUAUGAAGAGUGCAAAAUUGGGUCUCUGAAUGGUUUGCCUCAAAACAAGAAAAGUUCUAAUGGGACGGUAUCCACAAAUUACCUGAAAGAUGGGGGAAAUGUGUAGCUAGUGGUGGACAGUACUUUGAAUAAAGCACUUUGGAUGUUUCUUCUGAAAUUAUCGUGUUUCCUUUUAUUACAAAAUCCGCGUUAUUAAAUGGUACACCUGAUGAGAGCAGUGGAGCAUCUGUUGAGUUGAGGUGAGGAGUAUUAGGGAGUGAAAUGGAGAAGCCCCAGUAAGUUGAUAAUUGUCAUUCCCCUUAU
Myotis myotis is the source of this 1373-nucleotide messenger RNA. RefSeq names its product UL16-binding protein 6-like. The coding region runs from base 491 to 991 and encodes 166 amino acids. Gene Ontology annotation, biological process: immune response; positive regulation of T cell mediated cytotoxicity; antigen processing and presentation of endogenous peptide antigen via MHC class Ib. Lineage: Eukaryota; Metazoa; Chordata; Mammalia; Chiroptera; Vespertilionidae. The record is from RefSeq and is a predicted model, not a curated record. Gene Ontology annotation, cellular component: external side of plasma membrane. The transcript is spliced from 4 exons.